UAAGAAUUGGAGUGAGAAAGGAAAGAUUUGUGAGAAUUUAGAAAGGAAAGAUACGGUUAAACUGCCAACCAGGAGAGUCGGUACACAAAUCCUACAGUCUCUGCUCUAUCUUCUUUAACUCAUCUUUCAACCCUAAAAUCUCUGAUUUCCAGUUCCACUUCUUUUCAAAUAAAAGGGGGGAAAUUUCCUCGAGCAGUUUGUGGGUAGAAUUAGCAACAUCAUGGAGAGGUUGAUCUACUCCAAUACCAUUCCUCUCAAACGCCGCUUCAAUUCGCCGCUUAUUCCACAACUCGCUCAAGCGGACUCGCCCCAGAGACUCCGACCGUCUUCAUUGUUUCCUUCGUCUUCGUUUCCGCGCCGAUUCAACCCGGUUUCUUGCAUUUUCAGUGUGAGCAACUCAGGUUUUCUUUUCCGCAAAGGUGUGGAUGAUUCGCCGGAGAUUAAUUUGGAGUCUUCCGUGGAUUCGGGCAAUGGGUCUGCGCCGGAGCCGAGUUUUCUCAAAUGGGUUUCUCAGAAAUUGUCUCGGCAACAGAAGGUGGUGAAUGCUGGGAAAGUAAUACUACUAUCGGCGUUCAUUUUGACAUUUCUACAUCCAGCUACUGUAUCUCCAGCCUUUGCAAGUAUCCAAACUGCAGCCAACUCAGGAGGUCCAGCUGCAGUUGCAGUUGGCAACACUCUCAUCCGCAGUGAGUUACUAAGUAGUGCGUGGACGGGCUUUUUCGCGGGCUGUCUGCACACGCUCUCUGGGCCAGAUCAUCUUGCUGCAUUAGCGCCACUCUCAAUCGGCCGCUCAAAAAUGGAAAGUGCUGCCGUUGGAGCUCUAUGGGGAUGUGGGCACGAUGCUGGCCAGGUGCUGUUUGGCUUACUAUUUUUACUUUUGAAAGACCGACUUCACAUUGAGGUAAUCAGAACGUGGGGAACAAGAGUCGUGGGCCUAACUCUGCUCGUUAUUGGUGCAAUGGGGAUCCGGGAAGCUUCAGAAGUCCCUGUACCUUGCGUUGCCCUAGAAAAUGGCGAAUGUGAUGUUAGUGAGUAUGAAGCCCUUGCGAGCCAACCAGCUGGAAAGAAGAAGAUUGGAUUUGCUACAUUUGCCACGGGAAUUGUGCACGGGCUUCAGCCUGAUGCGUUGCUGAUGGUCUUGCCGGCACUUGCUCUGCCUUCCCGACUAGCUGGUGCUGCAUUUUUGUUGAUGUUUCUAGUUGGGACAGUGAUUGCAAUGGGAAGUUAUACUGUGUUUAUAGGGUCGUGUAGCGAGGCACUAAAGGAGAGAGUUCCCCGGAUAACAGAGAAGCUCACGUGGGCGUCUUCCCUCAUAGCAAUCGCGUUGGGGCUGGCUCUUCUAGUCAGCCAAUAUUUCGGAUUUAAUCUUUAUUGAUUUUCAUUGUGAGUCUCGAAUUAUGGUAUGUUUAGAUGUAGUUGAGGAUCUUGUAAUUGAUUUAGUGAAUUGAGAGAUCUUGCAGCUUUGCAUUUUGAAUGCAAGAUAUAAAGCUAAA
Salvia miltiorrhiza (redroot sage) is the source of this 1493-nucleotide messenger RNA. RefSeq names its product chloroplast protein FOR GROWTH AND FERTILITY 2-like. Bases 221 to 1375 code for a protein of 384 amino acids. Lineage: Eukaryota; Viridiplantae; Streptophyta; Magnoliopsida; Lamiales; Lamiaceae. The transcript is spliced from 2 exons. The record is from RefSeq and is a predicted model, not a curated record.